This is a messenger RNA of Cornus florida, 1188 nucleotides long. Its product is annotated as probable LRR receptor-like serine/threonine-protein kinase At3g47570. The record is from RefSeq and is a predicted model, not a curated record. NCBI's taxonomy places the organism in Eukaryota, Viridiplantae, Streptophyta, Magnoliopsida, Cornales, Cornaceae. Gene Ontology annotation, biological process: protein phosphorylation. The transcript is spliced from 3 exons. The coding region runs from base 1 to 1188 and encodes 395 amino acids. Gene Ontology annotation, molecular function: protein kinase activity; ATP binding.
AUGGCUAUACCGUGUGCGAAAAGUGGUCUUAAUGAUAUCCUCAUCCCUGACUCUGAACUGAUAGUAGCCCGACCUCAAAUUGCAUAUUGGGAAAGCCCAACACUCUCUUAUGCAGAACUUCAACAAGCCACCAACAGAUUCUCUUUGGCCAACUUGAUCGGUGUAGGGAGUUACGGUUUUGUUUAUAAAGGAAUCCUCAACUCUGGUGAACAAAUUGUCGCUGUGAAGGUAUUCAACCAUCAACUGCUUGGUUUUGAGAAAAACUUCUUGGCUGAAUGUGAAGCUUUGAGGAACAUUUGCCACCGCAAUCUGGUUAAGAUCAUCACAUCUUGUUCAAGCGUAGAUUUUAUAGGAAAUGAUUUCAAGGCUUUGGUCUUUGAGUUCAUGCCUAAUGGGAGUUUAGAGAACUGGUUACACCCAAUUUCAUCUGACCAACUGAAUCAAAGUUCAUCCAUGCGGCUGAAUUCAAAGAAUUUGAACCUAAUCCGAAGGCUAAACAUUGCAAUCGAUGUGGCCUCUGCAUUGGAUUAUCUUCACCAUCAGUGUGAAAUGGCAAUCAUUCAUUGUGAUCUAAAGCCAAGUAACGUUCUUCUUGACAGUGAUCUUUGUGCGCAUGUAGGUGAUUUUGGUCUUGCAAGGUUUCUUGUAGCCACCAAUGGUAAAUCUAAUUAUACACAAAGUAGCUCAUCAAUUGGAGUUAGAGGAACAAUUGGUUACAUUGCACCAGUACUUCAACAAUUUAAGCACUAUCAUUCGUUUCAAAUUGCAAAAUAUGGUAUGGGUGGGGAGGUUUCAACGGAAGGUGAUGUGUAUAGUUAUGGAAUUCUUUUACUGGAGAUGUUUACUGGAAAAAGGCCAACUAGUAGUAUGUUUACAGACAAUUUCAGCCCUCAUAACUAUGCUAAGAUGGCGCUUCCAGAUGGAGUGAUGGGGAUUGUCGAUUCUCUACUCAUAUUGGAAGAGGACGAUGAAUCUGAAAGGGCCAACCAACGCAACAUUGCUAGAACAAAAGAUUGCUUGGUAUCGGUGCUAAGAAUUGGAGUCAUUUGCUCUUCUGACAUACCAAGAGAAAGGCUGGAUAUUACAGAUGUUCUAAAUGAACUCCACAAGAUUAUAAAUGCGUUUCUUAUGUAUGGACGAGAGGAGAGAAAGAGUGAGAAAGAGAUGGAAGAAGUAAUUCCUAGUUAG